Messenger RNA from Notothenia coriiceps (black rockcod), 5535 nucleotides. RefSeq names its product vestigial-like family member 4b (gene vgll4b). The record is from RefSeq and is a predicted model, not a curated record. Gene Ontology annotation, molecular function: transcription coactivator binding. Lineage: Eukaryota; Metazoa; Chordata; Actinopteri; Perciformes; Nototheniidae. Bases 260 to 1210 code for a protein of 316 amino acids. The transcript has 5 exons. Gene Ontology annotation, biological process: negative regulation of DNA-templated transcription.
GUGUCAGUGCAGUCGACUUACAGCUGGCUGUGAGGACAACUGGCGCUUUUUGUUUGCUCUUUAUCACCGCGAUACAUUUACACAUAUUUCGAAAAAAGUGUCAACUCUGUGUCUCUCUUUGUGGGUUUAUUUUAUUCAAGUUUUACAAAUAAAUUAAACUAAAGUUGGAGGCUGGGCCUUUAGCUUAUUGACCGUAGCUUGAGAGGAGAAGAAGAAGAAGAAGAAAAAAGCUGGUCUUUUUGUGGUAAAAACUCGAUAAAUGCUACUAACGAAAAUGGACCUGUUAAACUACCAGUACCUGGACAAAAUGAACAACAACAUCGGCAUUCUCUGCUACGAAGGUGAAGCAGCUCUGAGGGGCGACCCCAGACUCCAGUCCCUGUCCCUGUCCUCUUCCUCAUCCUCCUCCUCCUCAUCGUCGUCCUCCUCCUCUUCCUCCUCCAUCUCCAACCACAGGACGGGUCCUCCUCCCAUCAGCCCCACCAAGAGGAAGCUGAGCGGGGACCAGGGCGACAGCGACAUGGACGACAACGAGCAUGUGGCAAAGAUGAGCCGCCUGUUUGCUACGCAGCUGAAACCCAAUGGAGACUACCGCAGCUCUCCCAUGUCCAAGGACCAGAGCCGGAGCCCCAUCGAGCGCGUGAUGGUGCCCAGCGCUCUGGGAGUCCACGGCAACCACCUUUACAGCCAUGCCCACCACCACCAUCACCACCACCACCAUCUGGCUAGCUUAGCCGGGAUGGACCAGCCGCUGGCGCUCACCAAAAACAGCAUGGUGGAGUCUGCACGCAGCAGCACGGCAGCUAUGGCAACAGUGCCGCACGCAGUCAGCGCCGUGGAACGCCAGCAGAAUCGUCCUUCAGUGAUCACAUGCGCCCCAGCCAACAACCGCAACUGCAACCUGUCCCACAACGGCUGCUCAAGCCUGGCUAACAACUACAGAAGAAUCAACACCAAUACAGCCUGCGACCCGGUGAUUGAGGAGCACUUCCGCCGCAGUCUGGGUAAGAACUACAAGGAGCCCGAGCCCACCGCCUCCAACUCUGUGUCCAUCACCGGCUCGGUGGACGACCACUUCGCCAAGGCGCUGGGCGAGACCUGGCUGCAGAUUAAAAACAAGGGGAGCCCCUCGUCGUCCGGCAGCAGCCCAAACUCCUCCCCCGACAGCCACAUGGUCAAUCACAACCACUCCCCUUCUGUGGUCUCCUGAAGGAGGCGGGGUUUCAGAAGGAUUUGUCCUUCUCUCCCCCGAUCAUCCCGGCUCCAAAACCCUAGCCCUCGUCACUUUGUUCUGUCACCAGCAUCCCAGAGGGAAUGCCUGUCUGCUGGUCUGCUCAAAACAUCGGAAAAACCCUCAAGUCUGCACUCAUAGAGAAUCAAGCAAUAACAACACGGACGUUUUCCCCCCCCCCCCUUCUGUCUUCUGGUGGUAACGCCAGACAAUAAUGAGUGAUGAGCGAUGAGGUUGGACUUUGGGACUCGACCGGAGCAUCAAGCUGCUCCGUCCAAUCAUUCAUCAUCCCUGCAUGUCGAGCUUGGAGCUGAGCGAAGAGUCUGUCGUUGUAUGUACAUAAAGAGAGGAGAAAGGCGAUGUUUGAAUUCUUCAUUUUCUUCUUUAUUCUGUUUGUUUGUUUCUUUAACAGUAGUUUUGUGUACUGCUUUUUUUUUUGUGUAGUGUUUUGUGUACUGCUUAUGAGAUGCCCGAAUUUUGGAAAAAGAGAACACUUUGGAGAAAAGUAAUCCCAAACCACCCCACUGUGCUACCAAAGAAACCUCCACGAUGUUUAUGAACGCCCACCUCGAAAACAAAACAACAAGAAGCCAUCAUGUGAUCUCCAUCUCUUUUCAUCCUCUCACUAUCCUUCUCUCCCUCUGCCCUGUGUGUGUUGUGCUGGUGUUGUUACUGUAUGAAUACUUAGCUGAUCGAUUUAGCUUGCACUGCUGCCAUAGAGGGUAACUAACGAGUGACACAUCAAGGUUUUAAUGGGGCUGAUUUGACACAGUCUGCUGUCAUCCUGCCCAAGUAGGAAACUCCAUUAGAUUUCAACAACAGUUUAUCUGAAGACUAGCUGGGAAUAUUCUCACCCUGGGCCUGGCACGGAAUGUAAAGUAGCAUUUGUAUGCUUUUGUUUAAUGGGAAAUGUAUAGUAGUGGGGUUGGGCAGUAUAACAUGUUCAAUAUGAAGCACAUGUGGUCACAUCACAGCUUGUUAAGUGUAGCUGUUAACUACAAACACAUGCUUGCAUAGUAAGAGAAGUUAAGGAAAACAACGUCAGGUGUAAACUGCUUCAUGCUUAUUAUUGGUAAUGGUGCCAAAUAGUUGCAAGCACAGGCAGGUUAUGGGAUCAGUUAACUGCGGUGUGGAUGGACAUCACAGGCAUUAUGAGAGCAGCUCAGGGCUGAAACACAGCUGUACCAGAGUCAGUGUAGCUGAACAAUGAGCUUUGAUGUGUUCCACUGGCUUAACUGCUGACAGUGAUGAGGGGAUAGAUGACGCUGCAUGUCACUUUGUGGUUGGGGGCGGGGGAGGAAAAGUCUGGUUUCUGGACCGGGGGAGAGAAGAUUAUUUCGAUCUCUUCACACACACCUUGGUUUUUAUGUCUCUUUGAACACAGGUGUUGUAAUUAUAUUUGACGUACGCCCUGCUACCCCUCCCUCUCCUACACACUGUGGUUUGGUCUAUUUCUACAAAGGUUUGAAGGGUGAACUAAUGCUUUUUACGGAUGCAUGUUUUUUAUUGUUUUGUUUUUUAAUAGCUGGUAUCUAUUAAUGUUUUUAAGCCGCAUUUCAAUCCUAACUACUAUUAGCCUUUUCAUUCAGACGUUAGUUGUUGCUUCUUUCGAUGUCAGUAACGGACAUAGACACUAUACACUCACUGCUGGGUCAGUCGUACUCCAUAUUAUUAUUGUUAUUAUGACAAUUUUGUAUUUUUUUUGUUUUCCAUUAAUAUCAGUAUGGUAACAAUCAUCUAUAGCGGGACAGCCUCCGGACAGGCUCUGUGUAACGAUGAGAGCUGCGUUUCUCGAAAACGUUCUCAGCGCCGCUACCGACCCGUCGCUCCCGCAGCAGAGCGGAGAUCUUCCUGGUGUUGAGAUGGCUUUCGGGAUACGCAGCCCAUAAAGGUUUUCUUAAGAUGUUGAUCCAUCGGUGGUACAGGAUGCUACAACCUUCAGCAUGACUGAUCUGAGACACCAAAUUAGCAACGAAUAGUCAACUAGGCCUUGUUCUCCUGAGAAGCAUCUGCAGCCUGAGAUCAAAUGUACUCUUAUGAGUCUGUGUCAUCUUAAAGUCACCACCUCGGUACCAGCCUUAACUCCCAUUACUGCUGUAUUACUAAAAGUACUUAAUACAGAAUAGUCUAGCAUGCGAUGAUGCUUUCAAGUAACAGGGUAUCGUUUAUAGUAAGGUCUUAUUAAUGUUUAAGAGCUAAAACAAACGUUAAAUAGAUACAUUCGGAUCUCACAGCUCUAAUACUUCACCAGUUGACUCUUUUCUGUCCUGACUUGGUGUCCAGAUAUUUUUUAAUUCAAUGCUUUCAUUUUUGAACAACCUUGUAUUGUAUCUGCAGUUAAGCUAGACUGCUGCAGUUGAGACAAACAUGGUUUUGCUGUUGAAGAGCCUGCGCCAAGGUGGCAUACAUUCCUCCUUUAGGGAACUUAGUACAGGCCUCAGUUUCUCCUUAUCGACAGACAGAGCUCAUAACAGCCACGGCCAACUGGGUUUCUGACACUUUCCCGGAGUUACAAUUGAUGUGAUAAUAAAAGGAGAAAUAAGCUUCUUUUUCAAAAACAGACAACCUUUUUGAGAACAUUGGGAGCAUAGAAUAUACUGAGGCCGUAACAAUAGACAGUGAUGUGAGUCAUACUGCUGCAAAGAACAGAAUGAUUUCAUGUCUCUGCGCUGAGGCUGAAAGGUGACGCGGUUCAUGUGUGUUUGUGAUGGAUGUACUCAUCCUUUAUCAAAAUGACCGUAACCACAGUGAAGUACUCUUUCUCCCAUGUUCUAGAAUGACCACACAUUCCAUCCUAGACUGAAGCAAACUGACAAGUUGUAGAAUCAGAUUGAGAUUUACAGCAUGUUCGAUCAGAAUGAGACUCAUUUCCAAAAGGAGUAAGUACUCUUAGUCUAAAUGUGCUUUCUGUGACAGCUUCAGAGUUUGGAUGGAGAUGUUUAGCGGGGAGGAGCAGGGCUUCAGGAGCUGAGCUUCUGUAAGCACGACCUGUGAGCCAGGAGAUGUUCAGCUGCCACCGAGGGUCUCACAGUGACGCCCCUCCCCCCCUCAGAUUCAGCAGAUUUAUAUUUGAUGUAGAAAGCAACAUGUGAGAAAACACGAGGGAAAAGGGCUCAGUGUCCAGAGGAUUUAGUUUUUCUAUUUUUCUUUCUCCUUAUUAUUUCACUACCACCCUGUAGGUAGGAGGCUCUCUCUUUGCUUCGGCACACACUCCCUACACACUGUAGGAAAAUCACUUAAUAAAAAAAAUACUUUUUUAUAAUAGGUAACUAUAAGACCAUCAUUACGCUGUGCGUAAGGAAUGUACAGAGAAAAAAAUCGUAGGUAUUUUUUGAGGAACAAUUAAUUUGUUAAUGAUAUGUAGCUAUUUAAUUGUUGUUUUUUUCCUGUCCUUAUAUUGUAAUCAUUGCAUUUUCUUUUUUGUGAAAAAAGUUGAUCUUUUUUGUUUAUAGAGUUUGUCUUGUUAGAGUAAAGGUUCAAGUGCAGGAACACAGCAAAUGUAUGAAACCACAAUAAGGCCACUGGUGUGUCGGGGACAAUCGCUACUUCCAUUGCAAUGUCCUGCAAUCAUUUAACUUGUGUUCGAUCAUGUGACUCCAGAGACAUCCGAACAAAAGAGAUUGUCCUUUUAGAGGCCUAUUGAACAUAACCCUGCCACUAGCCCAUUGAGCCUUGCCGGCCAUUUCCAUUUAACUAUUGAAAUGAUAAUAACAACAACAUUGUGAUGGGCUAGCAGGCGAGUACGUUUUCCACAUGUGCUUGUAAGGGUUAUAAAUGUUGGGUUUUGAAGGUAUUUUGAUGUGUUAGAUCUACAGAUGGGAACUGAGCUACAAAUGAGAACCAUCAGUCCAUUUGAUAACACAGAUUGGCUUUUCACUGAAAUUAGAAUUCUGAACUGGUGAAAAUCCUGACUGCAUUUUCAUACUUUUAGUUGUGCUGAAGUUCAUCGUCUGCUUGUCUGAAAAUAGGCUUUGGUUCAUCACCCUUGUAUCUGAUGUGACAUUUCCCAUCUGUGGAGGCCAUUUUGAUCUGUAACCAAGUGAACAACAUGAAAAUUGUGCAGAUAAAUCAAAGUGGAGUUGGUCUUUACUUUGGCUGUACCACAAUUUCCUGGUCCUUUUUGAAGUGGAAGUAGCAUGUACUUAGUGGUAGUAAUACUCUGAACUGUAAAAAAAAAAAAAUGGUAUCAAGUAAACUACAGUCGAUUUGUGGCUCUGUGUCUCUACUAAAAAGGUUUUGGCAGGCCACCUUUUUUGUACGUAAAGUAGCCUUGAUGAACAAUAAAGUGCUUUUAAACCACUGUC